Messenger RNA from Xiphias gladius (swordfish), 5496 nucleotides. RefSeq names its product slingshot protein phosphatase 2b (gene ssh2b). The record is from RefSeq and is a predicted model, not a curated record. Gene Ontology annotation, biological process: protein dephosphorylation; actin cytoskeleton organization; negative regulation of actin filament polymerization. The coding region runs from base 149 to 3904 and encodes 1251 amino acids. NCBI's taxonomy places the organism in Eukaryota, Metazoa, Chordata, Actinopteri, Istiophoriformes, Xiphiidae. Gene Ontology annotation, cellular component: cytoplasm. Gene Ontology annotation, molecular function: actin binding; protein tyrosine/serine/threonine phosphatase activity. The transcript is spliced from 15 exons.
UCAAAUAGUCUACGACCAGAGAGAAAGAGAGAGGGGAAACGAGAGAGGACAUACAGCCCGGGUUCAGCUGGGUUUCCCCCUCCUAAAAACAACUAUGCUCGUCUUGCCGGUGUCGCUUUCUCUCAGGUGUCCGCUUCCCAGUCGCUGAAUGGCGCUGGUUACCGUGCAGCGUUCACCGACCCCCAGCACUAGCUCCAGCCCCUGCGUUUCGGAGUCCGGCAGUGGGGAGGAUGACCGCCGCUCUCAGCCAAGGAGCAUCAGUGAAAGUUUCCUGACAGUUAAAGGAGCUGCUCUCUUCUUACCUCGAGGAAAUGGCUCCUCCCCUUCUUCUGCCUCUCGCUUUUCACAGCUGCGCAGCAAACAUGCAGGAGACAUCCAGCAGCACCUGCAAACCAUGUUCACUCUCCUCAGACCAGAGGACAACAUCAAACUGGCGGUUCGGUUGGAGAGCGCCCAUGCUCACGUCACCCGCUACAUGGUGGUGGUCUCAACCAAUGGUCGUCAGGACACAGAGGAGACCGUGGUGCUGGGAAUGGAUUUCAGUCCCGUAGAUAGUUCAUGCUCUGUAGGGCUGGUUUUGCCCUUAUGGAGCGACACAUUGAUACAUCUGGACGGAGAUGGGGGUUUCAGUGUGUCAACUGAUAACAGAGUGCAUGUUUUCAAACCUGUUUCUGUGCAGGCCAUGUGGUCGGCCCUCCAGUCACUCCAUAAAGCCUGCGAGGUGGCUCGUUGUCACAACUACUUCCCCGGCAGCUUGUUCCUCACGUGGGUUAGCUACUAUCAAAGCAGGGUCUCCUCCGACCAGGCACGCAUCAACGAGUGGAACGCCAUGCAGGAUGUGCAGUCACACCGUGCCGAUUCACCCGUCCUCUUCUCUGAUGUACCUACAGAAAGAGAACUGACAGAGCGUCAAAUCAAAACUAGUUUGAGGGAGAUCAUGAUGCAGAAAGACCUUGAGAAUGUUACCUGCAAAGAGAUCCGAACAGAGCUGGAAAUGCACAUGACAUGCAACCUGCGAGAGUUCAAGGAGUUCAUCGACAAUGAGAUGAUUGUCAUUCUGGGCCAAAUGGACAGUCCUACAGAGAUCUUUGAUCACGUCUUUCUGGGAUCUGAGUGGAAUGCAUCCAAUUUGGAGGAGUUGCAGAAGAGCGGGGUUCAGUACAUCCUGAAUGUAACAAGGGAGAUUGACAACUUCUUCCCUGGAGUGUUUGAGUACCACAAUAUCCGUGUUUACGAUGAGGAGGCCACUGACCUGCUUGCCUAUUGGAAUGACACCUACAAGUUUAUAUCUAGAGCCAAGAAAGCUGGGUCCAAGUGUCUGGUGCACUGUAAGAUGGGUAUAAGUCGCUCAGCAGCCACAGUGAUAGCGUACGCCAUGAAGGAGUACGGCUGGGAUUUGAAAAAAGCCUUUGAUUACGUCAAGGAGCGUCGAGCUGUGACCAAACCUAAUCCCUCUUUUAUGAGACAGUUGGAGGAAUAUCAGGGCAUACUGCUGGCCAGCAAGCAGAGGCACAACAAACUGUGGCGUUCUCACUCUGACAGCGACCUGUCCGAGCACCAUGAGCCACUGUCUAAAUCCUACGCCCAGCCUCACAGCCUGGGUCGCUCCGACCCCCAUAACCAGGCCAGCAGCGUGCCUGGUCCCUCCGUGAAAGAACUGCUGGAGUCACUGGCAACUUCGGCCAGCACUGGCAAACCAGCACACUCCACUAGCCAGCCUGAUACUGACAUCCAGUCCAAUCAGCUCAGCGCUUCAUCCUUUGAGGGGAUGGCAGCUCUAUCAGGUGAUGCUGACGCUCGAAGCCUUGAGGCUCCUUCUCAUUCUGCUGUGGCCCAGAGCAGCCAGCUGGAUCCCCCUUGUCCUGAAUCCACAGCUGGCUCUGUCUCUCUGUUAUCUCCUCUACUUUCCAACGGCUUAUGUGAGACUGAGGAGCAGCCCUCAUCCCCUCCUCUCUCCCAGCCAAGGGCCGCCACUGUGGUGCCUGAGCCUCAAAAGACAGACAUGGUGACUGUUGCACAGAGUGUUUUGGUGGGCCAGCCUCACCCACCUCCAUCCCUUCACCACCUCCCCCUCUCCCCCGCUCCGUCCCCAACUCCAGCCUGCACGGAUGAGGUUACCAAACCCCAGGUGUUGUCCUGCCCUCUGCCUGUGACAAAACCGAUGGUAGUGUCAGUGUCUGAGUCCACGACGACACAAACGGCAAGCACACAAUCAGCUGGACCCCAGUGUCCGUCUGCACCAGUGCCUGUCAAAAAACCAGACUGUGACCAACAGAUGUGUGGCUUGUCUGUGGACGGUUUAGUCGCCCAUCCUCCCUCCACUAAUGAUUUUAUCGGCUGCCCCAGUGCCAUUCCACAAGACAAUGAGGUGUUGUUCGGCCACAGUGCAGAUCACAUUAACUUUUUCAGUGCCAGGGAGAAGUUCAAGGGAAUGAGUCAAGAUGGUAAAACUCACUGUGCUGCGGUGCAGCAGUCACCUCAGCUGAAGGGUUGUGCCAAGGAACAGCAACCACUGCUUCAGGAGCUCUCCACUAGUGAGGGGAAGGAGGAGGAGAAAAGAAAGGAAAUUUGCGUCCCUGUGCAGGUCACAGGAUUGAAGCCUACAGUGCAGCCAGAGACUUCAACUGCUGGCCCUGUUAGCCAACCAGAGCCUCAGGGCCGUCAGGACCAGGAGGUGAGGAAGUCGAGCCAGGAAAUGGAGGAUAGAAAUGUUUCCUCACAGAAGGAAGCUGAGAAUGUAAAAGAGGAAGUGAAAAACAAAGAGGAGGAGGCAGCUCCUACUUGUCUGUACAGCGAUUGGACGAGGGGGUCCGUGCGUCACGUCACACGACAGCUUGAGCAAAGAAUGAAACAGGAGCAUGAGACUCCGUCACCCUCCUCAUCUCCUCCAUCACUGUCCGGUGGUACCGCCUGCUCUCAGCAGCACUCAUCCAGCUCCCAUCCCACAACAAUGUCUGAUUUUCAGGAUGCACCCGUUUGCUCGCAGAUGUCAGAAUCUAGCACUGUGCAGGAGGAGCAGGAGGAUGAUGAUGGGAAGUUUGGUACAGUUAAAAGGACUGGUGAUGUAGUUGAGAUGGGGGCACUAGGAAAUGAUGAGGGAAGCACAAAAGGACACAAACUCCUGCCUGCUGAUACUAGAUUGCUCUCUACCUCUUUUCCAUUCCACCACUAUACCCAUUCUCCCUUUGCCUCUGUGAACUUCCUGUGUCUAGAGGGCGUGACAGACCUCGAGUCAGGCACAGACUGGGACUGCUCCACAGAGGGACCCCACAGUGAUAUUAUCAUGAGGGAGACGUGGGAGACUUUGUGUGAGUUGGGUGCCUUCCUGCAGCAGGUGAGCGUGGGCGGAGCCUGCAAGACCAGGUGUGCGGACUCAGUUUUUGACCUCAGUGCUGGAACCACUCAGAAGCGAGGUAGCAGCAUCCAGAGGAGGGUCAGGGAGGUGGAGGCCAGGAUUCGCCAGGCAGGGCUGACCCCUCCAUCCCUGAUGAAGCGCUCGGCCUCUCUGGCCAAACUGGGUUGUCUGGAGCUGCUCGCCAAUGACCUGAGCGAGUGGGAGCUCAGCCGCUCCUCUGUAUCUCUGCCCUCAGCACAACCUGCGGUCCACACAAUUAGUGAAGAGUCCAAGAAGCAGCGGGUCCAGGACUCGCCUUCCACAGCUGUCCAGCCGCCAGAAGUCCCUGGGAUUGGUGCGGAGAAGCUUUCUGAAGCUGGAGAAACCUCAAAAGGAAUCCCUCCACCAUCAAAUCAGAGUCCGCAGAGUGGAAAAGUCGCUAACUCUAGCCAAGAGUCUCUGCAUUCCCUUGGGUCGACACUUAUGACAUCAAGGCAGCAGUAUGGAAGGACUCACCCCCUGAGGCGGCUUAAGAAAAGAACUGUUAGCACCCUUUACCACACCAUGUAACCCUCACUGUGUGUCUGUGUGUGUGUCUGUGUGUGUGUGUGUGUGUGUGUGUGUAAGAGACACUAAUGAUGUUCACCUGUGAGAAAUGGAGAUUAAGUGCAAAUGUUGGGUUUAUUCAGCAAAACAAACCAACGCCUCUUGCCUUAAAGGAAAAGUUUAGCAGUUUCUGUAUGUUUAUCCCUGCAGAUCCGCAAAGAGCCUCUGUGAAAUCUGUGAUACGAGAUAUUUGUCUCAGUGCAAGAGCAGUGACAAGGCUAUGAAGGUUACGGUUAAUUGGAAUAAAAACUUGGUCUAAUUGGAAGAAUUCAUUCAAAAAGCAGCAAAAACAGUCAUCCAAAUGUAUAUGGGUAACUUGUUUCAAAUAUUAACAAACCUGAGCCUGCACAUACUCAAUCUUUACAUCGUUGCUGGUUUCUCCAUCAUCAACUUGAUAUUUAUUUACUUGAUCGCUGUUGGUUGACUGAAUAGUCCGACCUGAUGUUAGUUGGAAUGUAGCCUGUGUUUUCCUCCUCUUGUGCUUACACGUCUCCUCAUCAAUGUUUGCUAGUUGUGCUCGGUAGCUACCAAGAAAACGACACAGUUGUCCCUCUGGUACAGUCUGACAGGUAGAUCAAUCUGCCCAACAUCGAUUCAACACUCACACAGACUUCUCAAACCUUCAAAAAUGAACACUUAAAGAUAAACCUCGAUUCAUUCGACAGAAAUACACACACAAAGUCAAUUCUGCUGUCUUGAGACUGAUUUUUUUAUGCAUGGGUUGUGCUAGCAGCACUGCACCUAAACACACAAAAGCUCAGGUCGAACCACAAACACCACAGCUUAGUGUUUUAUCCCCAAAGAAAGGUGUAUCCAGAGCUGGUGACGGUAAUGUCAACUGAAAGUGGUUGCAUAGUUGUACAGCAGAUUGUUGAAGCAAACUGCAAAGAGAAGAGGCAUGCUGUUUAUUUUAUGUAUGUUUUGACUACACAAUACCUCAGUACGUCUGAACCAAAUCUGACCUGCACAAAUGUCAGGCUCUGGAUUCCUGGAAUGUCCGUCUCAAUCAGAAACAGUUUCAAUUUCACUACUUGAUAAACUGAAGUCAACUUGUCUCUCUCAUGUCCUCUCACAGUUCUGAUGCCGCUCAGACUAGAUCUUUUGUUUUUUUUUGUAUGUAUUACUGUGUGGGGGAGAGGUUAGGUCAGGGGAUUGGGUUUCCUGCUAUGUUCUAUUUGGGUUGUAAAGGUCUAUAUUGUGAGUGUUGACAUUUUAGGAAGUGUACAUGUUUUUAUAUCUGGUUUGUGUCCAUGUGCGAGUGCGUGUAGCACAACUUUACCAUGUGGGUGUGUACACUCUUAUUUUUUUUUUUUUUUUUUUUUUUUAUUGGUCCUUAUCUCUUUUGUACACUUUUUAGGAGUGUGCCUGUGACUGGCAAGUGAAGCUUCUCUGCAGUCUAUCAGAAAUGUCUGUACAGAGAGGUCUGUCAUACAUGCACUUUACUCCCUUUUUAAUUUUAAAUGUUACUUAAUUUUUUUUUAUUUUUUUUUUAAAUGUAUGGUUGCUACUAUUGGGGAGCAUGCUUAGACAAUAGCGCCUGUUGGGUAUGUGUGUGU